AUGGUUACCAUUUUGGUUAAAGACAUUACAAUUGUCAAUGUCUAUAAUCAACCGAAACCAUCCAAGAAAUACCCUGAGCCACCGGUUUUUGAGUUUCUCAAACGGGAGAUCAAGGAACAAUACUCAAAGAUUGUCAUUGCAGGUGAUUAUAACUUACAUCACAAGGAAUGGGAGUCAAGGGCAGGUCCGAAUACGGAAGCAGAUGAAGUUGUUGAGUGGCUACAUGAAAAUGAUAUGAUGUUAAUUACUCCAAGAAAUCAAAAAACAUACAACAAUAGAACCAAUAUUGAUUUGGUUUAUGGCUCAGUGGACUUACUUCAUAGAAUUUCAUUUAGUGGAGUGGAUGAAAAUACACUAAGUGAUCACUCAAUUAAUGCAGAUUGGGAAAAGUUUGACAAGGAGCUUUCUUCUGCCAUUAAAGAUUUUAAUGUGCAUAACAAAACUCUAAAAUCAACUGACCAAAUUGAUGACCAAGCUAAAGUUCUUGAGGAGGUUGUAAAAAGAGCAAUGGCAAAGUCGAUGAAGGAAGUUAAGGUGAUGAAAAAGUCCAAACGCUAUUGGAAUCAAGAAUUAAGGGAGAAGUUAGAAAAAGCGCUAGAAGCUAAAAGGGAAGCCCGUCAAAGACAACCUUCUUUGGCUUUGAAACGACAAAAAAUUGAAGAGGCGAAAAAAGCUAGAAAAAUUUUUGACCACAGUUUGCGUGAGGCAAGUACUGAGCAAUGGAAUAAAUAUUUGUCUAGUUUAGAAGGAAAUGACAUUUGGAAGAUUUUGAAGUAUAUUAAUCCAAAAAGCAAUGAUACCAUUAUACCACAAAUUAGAAAAGAAGAUGGAACUCUCACUACUACUGUUGACGAAAAAAGACAUGAAAUAUGGAAGGCACUUCUACCUGAAAUUGAUCAUGGUCUUGAUAGAGAGUUUGAAAUUGAUGACGAUUCUCGAUGGCCAAAAUUAGAGCUUGAUGAAGUUGACUCUGCAUUGACUGAUACCCCAAAUGAUAAAGCUCCAGUAGAUGAUGGAAUUACGGGCAAAGUUUUAAAGAUGGCAUGGCUGAAUAAAGACUUUAAGGAAAGGUUUUUCAAGCUUCUCCAAGCUUGUGUGAAGUUUGGAUACCACCCAAAAGCCUGGAGACAUGGCAUUAUUGUUGUUAUACCUAAACCUAAGAAAUCUGAUUAUUCAAAGCCAAGAGCAUACCGACCAAUUUCCUUACUUAAGAUUCCAUCUAAAGUACUGGAAAAAAUUAUACAAAAAAGAAUGACCAAGCUUACAACACACUUACUUCCACCAGAGCAAUAUGGGGGAAGACAAGGUUAUUGUGCUACUGAUGCUGUUUUGGAACUUGUCCAAAGAAUUGAAACUAGUAAAGAAAAAAUUUCAGCUAUGCUCAUUGAUAUUCAAGGAGCCUUUGAUAAUGUUAACAGAAAUAUAUUGGCAGACACAAUGGAGGAUAUGAAACUACCCAAAGCACUUAUAAACUGGACGUACCAAUUUGUAAGUGAAAGAGAAGCUAGCAUGCUCAUGGACCGAAGAAAAGGAUCAGUGCAAAAAAUUAAAUGGGGUGGAACUCCUUUUGGCUUUAUUGAUGAUGUGACUAUUACCGUUGAAGGUAAAAUUGAAGAAAAUACCAAAAGCUUAAGCAACAUAUUAGAAAAAUGUUGUAAUUGGGCUAAAUCAAGAAUGACCAAAAUUGAUUUGGGUGAUAAAUUGGGUUUUAUUCAUUUUACAAAAAAUGUGAAACCUAAAGAUGAGAAAGUGCAACUUAUUUUACCUAAUGGAGAACUUCGUGAACCCCAGAAGGAAGUUAAAUUGCUUGGAAUUAUUUUGAACAAUCUGCUUGAUUUUACAUCUCAUAUAUUGAAUAAAAUCAAUAAAGCAAGAAAAGCUGUUGGUGCUAUUUGGCAUCUUGGUGGCGUGCAAAAAGGUAUGCGAGGGUCUGCAGUCAGAUCACUGUAUAUUGCUUGCGUGAGACCAAUUGUCGAAUAUGGCUUAGAAAUUUGGCAUCACAAAAUUUUGAAAGGAGAAAUCCACAAGUUGGAAGUAAUGCAGAAUAUGGCUUUAAGAAGAAUUGUUGGUGCUUAUCGCACAACUCCUAUUGCGGUACUACAAAAGGAAGCUGGUAUUAUGCCAUAUAGUAUUAGGCUAAAAUUUAUGGUGGCACGAAAAGCUAUUCGUUUACACCUAAAUAUUAGCAAAACUAAUCCUAUUAAUGGUCAUUUGUUAACAUUGAUUGAGAAAUCUCCAAUUGCAAAGCUAACCACGCUUUACAUGUUGGCGAAAGAUGAUAGAGACUAUAUGAUUAAAAAGGAUGAAAAACGAAAAUGCAAGAGGGUUGAACCUCUUACACUGAAACAACAACAAAAUCAGACGAUUGGAAUUUUGAAGAAACAAGCAAUGGAAGAAUGGCAAGAAAUGUAUUGGAACAGCAGUAAGGAUCUGUGGUAUCAUAAUAUCACAGUGGAGUAG
Molecule: messenger RNA, 2460 nt
Organism: Magnusiomyces paraingens
Lineage: Eukaryota; Fungi; Ascomycota; Dipodascomycetes; Dipodascales; Dipodascaceae
Exons: 3
Coding region: 1-2460 (819 amino acids)
Molecular function (GO): catalytic activity
Source: RefSeq, a predicted model, not a curated record